Molecule: messenger RNA, 1265 nt
Organism: Vigna unguiculata (cowpea)
Lineage: Eukaryota; Viridiplantae; Streptophyta; Magnoliopsida; Fabales; Fabaceae
Product: putative glucan endo-1,3-beta-glucosidase A6
Biological process (GO): carbohydrate metabolic process
Molecular function (GO): hydrolase activity, hydrolyzing O-glycosyl compounds
Source: RefSeq, a predicted model, not a curated record
AUGUUGCGCUUCUUCUUCUCCGUGGCUCUCUGGUUUCUCUGCCUCCUCCCUCACGCCCUCCCCCACCCCUGCAUCGGCGUCACCUACUCCGCCCCAAGCGGCUCCUCCAACCACCACUCCCAGGAGGUGGAGCGCAUCUCCGGUGGCCUCCGGCAGCUGAAGGCGAGAUCGCUCCGGCUGGAAAACGCGGACCCGUCCAUCACCCGGAGCCUCCUCUACACGAACACGACGCUCUUCCUCACCAUUCCCAACUACAUGGUCUCGCAAAUCGCCCAAAACCGCUCCGUAGCAGAGUCCUGGCUCUACACCCACGUCGUCCCAUUCUAUCCACGUGUCAAAAUCACCACCAUCUCGGUAGGCAACGCCUUCCCCGACGUGCACCCGGAAUCCCUCAACGACCUCAUCCCGGCAAUCUCCAACGUCCACGUGUCUCUCCGCGUACUCGGCAUCCGCAAGAUCAAGGUGUCCACGUCAUUCUCCUUCGUCACCGCCCUGUCAUCCCCGUUCCCGCCCUCAAACGCACAGUUUCAAGAACCCCCAGGGGUCACACUCUUCGGUCCUCUCCUCCAAUUCUUGCAGGAUACAGAUUCCUCCUUCUUGAUCAACCUCUACCCUUACAACCUCUACCGUUUGAACCCCGAGAUCCCCCUCGGCAUCGCGCUCUUCCAAGAAUACCCCUUCAACUUCCGCGACGACUUCACCACCGGCGUCCGCUACCGCAACCUCUUCGACGUCAUGGUCGACGCCGUUGUCUCCGCCCUCGCUGUCGCCGGCUACGAGACCAUCCCCCUCGUCGUGACGGAAACCGGCUGGCCUAGCUUUAGCAACCUCGGCAACGAGUUCGACGCCAACCUGGGCUACGCCGGGAUUUAUCUGAAGGGCCUCGUGAAACACCUGAAGUCCGGCAUGGGAACGCCGUUGCUGAAGGACGGUGUGCGCGAGGUUUUCGUGUACGAGAUGUUCGAUAAGGACGAAGGAACAGGGAGGAGUUGGGGGGUUCUCUACGCCAACGGAACUGCCAAGUACCGCGUGGAUUUCUCCUCUUCCUCUCUUGCUUCUUCGCCUGUUCGCGUGGCGGUGAUCAUCGUUUUCUUGAUUUUCGUUAUUACGUGACUUUGUUAUCGGUUCAGUUGUGCUGUUUUUGUUGUAGAAUUUCUUCAUGCAGAGACUGACGUGGGGAUAAUUAGAUUUGUUCUUGCGUUUUGUGUUUGUUGAUUACUUCUUUUGUAUGUCAUCAUAGAGAUUGUUGUAUGAACGCUGAUUUC